Messenger RNA from Cebus imitator (Panamanian white-faced capuchin), 1267 nucleotides. RefSeq names its product testis-specific H1 histone. Bases 353 to 1246 code for a protein of 297 amino acids. The transcript has a single exon. The record is from RefSeq and is a predicted model, not a curated record. NCBI's taxonomy places the organism in Eukaryota, Metazoa, Chordata, Mammalia, Primates, Cebidae.
ACUGUGAAGGUAGAUGGUGUGCAGGACCACACACACACAAAACACACACCAGCCGACUAAAGAAAGCGGUGGAGAUCGAGAUCAGUUAAGUUUGAUUCGGCAACAAAACCCCGGAGACUGUGUAGGUGACUGCUGCAAGUGGACAGGCGCAGAAGACUUGGAUGGAUCCUAGAAGGAAGUGGCAUUUGAUUGGUUAUUAGAAGUAAAAAGGGCCCCUGCCAGCCCAUAAUUAGGACCUGAAUAUCUCUGCCCAGCCUGCCUUUGUGACGUUGCUCAGUCCGCCUCAGCUAUAGAACAGGCCUGAGCGGGUGGGGCCAAAAGACGGCGGCCCCGCGGAGGCGGGAGAGGGGCCAUGGCUGAGGCACCUGGAACCAGUGGCGACUCUCAAGGCCACCCAGCCACUCAGCCGCCAGCGGAAAAAACUGUCGGGGGACCGCCGAGCUGCGGCCGGCGCUCCGUGCUCAGAGUGUCCCAGCUGGUGCUCCGGGCCAUCGCCGCUCACAAAGGGCUGACUCUGGCCACCCUCAGGAAGGAGUUCGGAAACGCCGGCUACCAAGUGCGCAGGAAGAGUGGCCGCCACGAAGCGCCCAGGCGGGAGGCCACGGGCACGCUCCUCCGGGUCAGCGGCAGCGACGCCGCGGGUUACUUCAGGGUCUGGAAGGUUCCGAAGCCCAAAAGAAAGCCCGGGCGCGCCAGGCCGGAGGAGGGCGCGCGCGGUCCCCGGAAGACCCCAGUCGCGCCCCGGAGACACCGGAGGCGCCGCACGCGCCUUCGUAAGGCUGCCAGGAAGGCCAGAGAAGUGUGGAGACGGAACGCGAGGGCGAAAGCCAGGGCCAGGGCCAGGGCGAGGAGAGCCAGGAGGGCGAGGCUGAGAGCCAAGGAGCGGCCGUGCGCCGGCGCCAAGGAGGAAGCGGGGAUCACAGCGGCAGACGGGCGAGGACGGGCCGCGAAGGAACACCUGAGGUCAGGGCAGGACAAGAGGCGAAGCUCGAAGCCCAGGGAAGAGAAGCAGGAGCCCAAGAAGCCUGCACAGCGGACCAUCCAGCAGCCAACGCCGGCUAAAACCGACCGGACAUCUAGCGGGCAGGGGAAGACUCCACUAAAGAUUUCCUCAAAGACCACCCCUAAGUCUGAAGGUCUUCGGAAUGCAGUCAAGAAUGCCUCUAGUGGGAGCAGCUUCCCUCCUACCCAGGACACAUGCUUUUCCCCCAUAGACCCCAAGAAGAGCGUCUCUCACACUAAUUGAAAUGAAAUGGACCUCUCGACC